Juglans regia (Persian walnut) is the source of this 1716-nucleotide messenger RNA. Its product is annotated as ATP-dependent DNA helicase PIF1-like. Bases 1 to 1716 code for a protein of 571 amino acids. The transcript has 6 exons. Gene Ontology annotation, molecular function: DNA helicase activity. NCBI's taxonomy places the organism in Eukaryota, Viridiplantae, Streptophyta, Magnoliopsida, Fagales, Juglandaceae. Gene Ontology annotation, biological process: telomere maintenance; DNA repair. The record is from RefSeq and is a predicted model, not a curated record.
AUGUCAAGUGAUUUCCAAACAAGUGUUGCAACAUCAGCAGAUAUUAGGACAAAAGUCUUACGAAGCAUCUCUUCUACACUUGAAUCGAUAGGAAAAGACAUAAACAUGUUUCAUUUAAUAGAACAUGAUGUCUCUUUUGAUCAGAACGAAACUGAAGCUAGAGAAAUAAAUGAUGAAUUUGCAGUUUUGAUACCAGAAGAAGAUCUUAUGGCAUCGAUGAGUCUUAAAAUCCUGAACAACAACACGCGGAAAACAUUCUUAUAUAAAGCACUUCUCGCUACAGUAAGAUCAAAAAACUUAAUUGCUCUUGCAACUGCAUCGUCUGGUGUUGCUGCAUCUAUUUUACCUAGGGGUCGAACAGCACAUUCACGCUUCAAAAUUCCAUUAGAUCUUGACAAAAAUAGUACUUGUUGUGUAAGCAAACAAGGUGCUCUUGCCAAAUUGUUACGUCUUGCAAAGUUAAUCAUAUGGGAUGAAGCACCUAUGUCUAGAAAAGAAUGUAUGCAAGCAUUGGAUAAAAUGUUACGAGACAUAACUGAUUCAAGAUUACCAUUUGGUGGAAAAAUUAUCGUAUUCGGUGGAAAUUUUCGUCAAGUCUUACCUGUGAUUCGUAAAGGCACAAAACAAGAAGAAGUUAAUGCCAGUUUAGCAUCGUCAUAUUUGUGGUCUACUUUAACUAAGAUUAGGUUGAGUGAAAAUAUGCGAGCAAGAUUCGAUCCAAAUUUCUCAAAUUAUUUACUUCAGGUCGGAAAUGGAACAACACCAAUCACAAUUGAGAAUAAGAUCAAAAUUCCUAAUGAAAUGCUUAUUCCUUACAAAAAUGAUGUGGAGUCUUUAGAUGAUCUGAUCGAUGCAGUCUUCCAAGAUAUUGGCAGCUAUUCAGAAAAUCUAUCCGAAAUGACAAAUCGAGCUAUCUUGACACCAAAGAACAACUCUGUCGAUGAGAUAAAUACAAUACUUAUUCAAAGAUUUCCUGGUACAGUUACACAAUACUAUAGCUUCGAUGAAACGAUUGAUACAUCAGAACAAGGAAUCAUGGAGGAUUUUUUAAACACAUUGACACCAAAUGGACUUCCACCUCAUGAACUGUUACUAAAAAAAAAUUGUCCUAUCAUGUUACUCAGAAAUGUCAAUCAUUCAGAAGGUUUAUGCAAUGGAACACGUCUUAUUUGUCGCAACUUUGAACGAAAUAUCAUCGAUGCUGAAAUUGCAGUUGGUCACCACACCGGAAAAAGAGGAAACCGACUACAAGCAACAAUUUUUGACAAAGAUAUAGACCUACGUAAUGACAUGUUACAUAUCUUCCGGUCUUACUACAUCAGUAAUGCUUAUGUUAAGCCUUUAGAUCCCAAGCAUAGAAUUGAAGCGCAUGAAUACCAGUGGAUCUUAAAUUCAAGAACAAUCAUCGAAAACAUUCCAGAUGACGAAGUGGAAUUACAACCACCAGAAUAUGAUAUUAUCUCAUUCACCAAUCUGCAUAACUACAAAGACACUGGAACUGAAAUAGGUCUUUCUCUUUCAUCUCAACCAACAAGUGUAUUUACCUUAAAUCCUGUCAUCUCUGCUGCAACUCCAUUGUGUCAAUGCUGUCGAGCUUACAUCGACGUUGACGAUGGUAAUGGACGACUGAGGGCUGUCAUGUUCGGUAAAAUUGCAGAAGAAGCUCUAGGUUGCACAACAAUCGAACUAAUGGAACAUACAGGAGAGAGACCUUAA